Molecule: messenger RNA, 2100 nt
Organism: Fusarium keratoplasticum
Lineage: Eukaryota; Fungi; Ascomycota; Sordariomycetes; Hypocreales; Nectriaceae
Exons: 2
Coding region: 1-2100 (699 amino acids)
Source: RefSeq, a predicted model, not a curated record
AUGGCUGAACCAGCCAAGCAGGAGCCUCCCGCUCCUUCUCUGGAGGAUCAGACCCUCAUCGUCUUUGCGCGCUUGAUGGAAGGCGGCCAGGAGGACAAUGAGACGUGCCGUGACCUCGACGAGCUAACCAAGCUCCUCAACGACGACUAUGAGACCCGCCAGAAGGACAAGUCCCACGAGACUAUCUGCAAGGUCAUCGACGGCGACUGCGUUGACACGGUUUUGUGCUAUCUCGAUAUGCGACAGCCUGAGAUAGUCCGUGGGCACGCCACUCUUUCAACGUCGGCCUACCUCAAGGCUGCCGGCGACGACGGCUCCAAGAAGCUAUCGACCUUUUUCUUUGACCGUGUCCGGAGAGGCACUUACGACGACUACAUUGUCGCCUUUUGCGUCGCAGCCGCCACUUUCCCCAUCGUCCCGGAUCUCACCGCAGAGCUCUUCCUCAACGAAGACUUCCUCCCCAGCCUGGGAACCCUGAUGCGACGCAAGUGGAAGAGCCGCAAGGUCGAGACGGCCUGUUUGGAGAUGCUCAACGCCGCUUGCAUGAACUCGCUCUGCCGCGAGGCCAUCAACAAGUACUGCAUCGAGUGGCUCGAGGAGAUUGUCGACCAGGACCUCAGCGAGAUCGUCCGCAGCACCAACGCCGACCCAAACCUCCAGAGCGACGGUGGCUCCAUCACCAUGAGGCGGCACUCGGAGCAGGUCCAGUACCUGGCCGCCGUCAUCCUGGCCAAGCUGAGGGCAGUUCCCGCGAAGCCCGCCCCCGGCGAGGCUAGCCAGUCGAGGAUUGAGCCAGCCGUCACUAGUAUUGAGGACCUCUCUGGCAUGUUCACCAAGAUGAUCCUGCGGGAUGAAGAUCACGGAAGAAAGCAUUCCAUCGAAGGUCUGGCCUAUGCAUCUCUUCAACCCAAGGUGAAGGAGUCGAUUGUGAGCAACCCUGAGCUACUUCAGAAGCUCGUCAAGACUCUCAGUGAGGCACAGCCGCGUUCUCCGACCACCUACGGAGCCCUGAGCAUCUUUGUCAACCUCACAAAGUACCUCCCUAACCUCACCGAGGAGGAGAAGAAGAUGAACCAGCUCAAGGCGUACGCCAACGCCGCUGGGAAACUCGGCGGACCGGACCCCCUGAACGACGACGAGCAUGUUGCGAAGAGGUGUAAGCUGGUGUUCGAUGCCGGCAUCACGCCUGUGCUCGUCACUCACAGCAAGAAUGGCUCGCCAGCGUCUCUAUCGCUGGUCAUCUCUAUCAUUUUUGCAUUGUCCGUCACCAAGACUCUUCGCGGCCAGCUCGCCCAGCAGGGUGCCGUCAAGCUCCUGCUCACAGCAUGGAUGACGCUUCCCCAGACUGAGGCACCAGCCCGCCGUCUCGCCGCGCAGGCCCUUGCCCGGAUUCUCAUCAGCACAAACCCUGCCCUCGUCUUUGGCGGCAACCGAUCAAACCCCAUCAGCGCCGCGAUUCGGCCCCUCGUGUCUAUCGUCCCUCCUGACCCGGCUGCCGAGACGCGAGACCUUCUCCCCUCCUUUGAGGCUCUCAUGGCACUGACUAACCUAGCCUCUAUGGACGAUGAAGAUACGCGGCGCAGCAUCAUUGCGACCGCCUGGUUCCAGAUUGAGGAGCAGAUGCUCUCAUCCAACGCCCUCGUCUCCAAGGCAGCUGUCGAGCUCGUCUGCAACCUCGUUCAGGCACCUGAAGCCAUCGCCCUGUACGCCGAGGAGACCGUCAAGGCUCGAAACCGCCUUCACAUCCUCCUCGCCCUCGCAGAUGCCGAAGACGCUGGAACCCGUAGUGCGGCUGGCGGCGCCCUGGCCUCGCUCACAUCCUUCGAAGGGGUCAUCCGCGGCAUCAUCAACAGAGAGCGCGGCAUCAAGGUCGUCCUGUCCAUGUGCGUCGACGACGACGAGAACAUCCGGCACCGCGGGGUGUUUGUGGUCCUUAACCUGGUGACGGCCGAGGGCGAGGUCGGUGAGCUGGCGCGGCAAAAGAUCAAGGAUGAGGACGGUGUUGAGGUUCUCAAGGAGUGUCUUAAGAAGAGCCGGAGGCCCGAGGUUCUCGAGGUGACGGUGCAGGCCCUCAAGGCUCUGCUGGGGGACAAGUCAUGA